UCCAACUGCCAACCCCAUUGAUGAGCGCUGGUUGAGCAUUAAAAUAGACAUUUAUUGUCUUCCUGGCCUUUGGAACAUGGAACUCGAUUCUCACAGGCCAAGACAAAACAUGCAUCCAUGACAGCCACACAGCCAUCACCACUCACCAGCCCCAUUUGGCACUUGAAGCUUUCUGCUUACAAGCUUUCAUGAGAUCUGUCAUGGACCAGCCUUGCCAACCCAUUCUUUGUACACUGUCUUCUUAUCAAGCUGCACUCGGGGCCCCGACUAGCCUGGACUUGCAUCUAUAAUUUAUGUUACUGUGUGACAUAUUAUAUGGCAGUUUGGAGACCAUUGUGUUCUCUCACAGGAAAAAUGGAGAACAAGUGACUUAUUGGUGAGACGGUGGUGGACAUCACGAUGAUGAUGAGGUAGCUACGGUGUCGAUGGAGAUAGAAGACUUUAAGAUCAUGAGGAAGACGAAGACAAAAGAGAAGUUGGUGAUGGUGAUAUGUUUGAUGGACGUUAGAGGUAUUUUGAGGGAAAAGACGAAGCUUAUUUCUCUGGGUUUGGCAUCGAACCCAGGAAAAAGAAAGGUAAAGAAGAGGAACAAGAAAGCAAAGAAGACUGAGAACACAGAUCGAACACCCACCCACAAGAAUAAUUGCGUUGCGUCUCGCUUGCGUAUCUCUGGGCCCAGACGUGCCGGGGCCCCAUGGCGGAACCCUUCUGUCGGUGGAAGCAAAGCGCCGCCCCUUGCCACCGCGCUCGGGGAGACGGCGACGGCUGCUGGCUUCCUUGCGAUCGAAGGGGACGAUGCCCUGCCGACAGCGGUAACUCUCUGCCUCAACGUCAGCACGUGCUCGGUCCUCGUCUCACGUGUUGACUUUUGGAGCCGGUGCGAAAGCUGGGGUUAGAUUGCGCACAUGGCACGGGGUGUUACCUAUGUCGUGUGACGAGCGGUCGCGU
Molecule: messenger RNA, 948 nt
Organism: Musa acuminata subsp. malaccensis (wild Malaysian banana)
Lineage: Eukaryota; Viridiplantae; Streptophyta; Magnoliopsida; Zingiberales; Musaceae
Source: RefSeq, a predicted model, not a curated record